GCCGCAGGAGUUGGUGGCGGCCGGCUGCGGCGCUGAGGAGGUGGGGGGCGGCGGGGGCGCAGACACCUCGUCGCUACCUUGCAGAGGCAAUGGAGGCAAUGAUGCAAACUCUGUUGUAAUUAAAACGUCGACAACAAAAAAAUAUUCUUAACUGUAGAAUACUCUUUUCAGUAUCAUUCAAUGCCUAACAUUUCAGAAGAUGAAAAGGAGAAUGGUUCUGGAAAUAAUGGAAACACUGAAAACAAACCUGGGAAAGGAUCCCCAGAAGCUCCUUUUCAUGAUGCCGUGAAGCCAUACUGCAUGUCAGACAGCUCUACUGUGUCCUUGGUGUCUAGGGGAGAUGGGCAUUACCCCUGGGGAUGUCCCGUGACUCACACACGAGAGAAAUUUUAUACCAUCUGCUCAGACUAUGCUUUUUUAAACAGAGUAACAACUAUUUGUAAAAGCCCAAGUGCUUCAGUUAGUGCCUGCCUGUCAAGCAGUGCUGCCUUAAAUGUUGGAAAUAACACACCUAGCUUACUCAGCAUUCAAACUGGUGCUUCAGAGAUAAUCUACAGUGAAGAUGCUCACUUGGAAAGCUUGCCUGGUGAUCUUGGAAAGCUUCCACUGGCAUGGGAAAUAGACAAAUCAGAGUUCAAUGGUGUGAACGCACACCUAAAGAACAAAGCAGGCAACAUGAAGAAACAAGUGACAAAGAAAAAGUCUGUGGACAAAAAAAGCAAGCAACACAGGGAGUUUCCUCAGCGUUCUGCUCUUGAAGAUGUGAGGGAGAGGAAAGUGUUAGACCUCCGGAGAUGGUAUUGUGUUAGUCGACCUCAAUACAAGACUUCCUGUGGAAUUUCAUCCUUAGUGUCUUGCUGGAAUUUCUUAUAUAGUACGCUGGGAGCUGGAAGUUUGCCACCUAUUACUCAAGAAGAAGCUUUGCAUAUACUGGGCUUUCAGCCCCCAUUUGAGGAGAUUAGAUUUGGUCCCUUCACUGGGAAUACGACUUUAAUGAGAUGGUUUAGGCAAAUAAAUGAUCACUUCCAUAUCAAAGGAUGCUCGUAUGUUCUGUAUAAACCUCACGGGAAGAACAAGACAGCUGGAGAAACUGCUGCAGGGGCCCUCGCAAAGCUAACACGUGGAUUGAAAGAUGAAUCAAUGGCCUACAUCUACCAUUGCCAAAACCAUUAUUUUUGCCCAAUUGGCUUUGAAGCAACCCCAGUAAAAGCCAGUAAAGCCUAUAGGUUGCUGGAUUUGGACUCGGGAGACCUGGGUUCAGUUCCCAGUUCAACCACAGACUUCCAGUGUGACUUUAGAGGUCGUGUCUUGCAGCAAGAAGUAGAAUAUUGGAUCUUAAUUGGAGAGCCGAGCAGAAAACAUCCAACAAUACAUUGUAAAAGGUGGACAGAUAUUGUCACUGACCUAAACACUCAAAAUCCAGAAUAUCUAGAUAUUCGACACCUAGAGAGAGGAUUACAGCAUCGAAAAACAAAGAAGGUUGGAGGAAAUCUUCAUUGCAUCAUUGCCUUUCAGAGACUUAAUUGGCAAAGAUUUGGUCCUUGGAGUUUUCCAUUUGGAAAUGUUAGGCAGGAUAAACAAUCUCAAACACAAGGACAAGGGAUUUCCAAAUCUGAGAGUGAAGACAAUAUCUCUAAGAAGCACCAUGGACGGCUGGGACGAUCUUUCAGUGCAGGCUUUCAUCAAGAAUCUACGUGGAAGAAAUCUAAUCUUCGUGAGAGGAGGAACAGUGGGUAUCAGAGUUAUAAUGAUUAUGAUGGAAAUGAUUAAAAUUAACUUUAGAUAAUAGAGUUGACAUAUUAAAGUUAGUUUUAAUCAAGACAUGUUAGGGAUCUCUUAGUCCUAGAAUACAUACGGAUAGAAGUUUAAGAUACAGCUUCAUAAUUAUUAAAUAAAUCUGAUUAUAUGGUUGCAAUGGGUGAGAUCGAUGUAUAAACUGACACAUAAGCACAGAUUAUUGUACUUUUGCAGUGAAAAGUAAAUAUGACAGCAAAAUCAAUUCAUUCUUCUGAAAAAAAAAGUAUUAUGACCUGAUCUGUGAAAACAAAAGAGCAGAUUGAAAUUAGUCAGUGUAAUAAAGAGACUUCAUUGAAAAUACUUAGUAUUCAAAAGCAUGAAAAUUUAUGAUAUGACUUCAUAAAAAAGGGUUAUUCUGCAAAUAAGGCGUGAGGAUAAAACUAAACAUUACCUUCCGUCUUACACUUCAUUUUGUUAAGGCUGCCCAUAUCCAGUGAAAAUAUAAAACGUGACAUACGUGAGGAAACUUUGUCAUAUUUACAAAGUGAAUGUACAUUUUGCUUUUAGUUCCCAGUAGACUUCUGUCAGUCAGAUAAUCAUAUUUUGUCAAGCAGGCCUCAGUUUCUUUUCCCUUAGCUAGAUGCGUGUUUUGGACUGAGAGAAAUUGCCUGUGGCAGGAAAAGUUUGAGGAUGGACCCUUAUUCAUCGCUUUUGCUGAACACCGCGUUCUGGUGGCAGUUCUUUUCCUUGUUCAGUCAUAAAACCUCUGACGUUUUUCUGCUGCUUUUAAAAUUUUAUGUGAAGGGGAUGCAAGUGCUGAAAAACUGCUUAGCAGCCCUGAUGAUAUACCUCUCAGCCAGCAAACAAUUAAAGCUUUUUUGGGUGUCCAAAUGCAGUCUCUUUGGUUUUUUUCUUUUCUUUUUUUCCUCCUAAUUUUAAAUGUAUGCAGUUGUUUGCACGGACACAUCUCAACAGUUGUAACUUUCUCUGUGUACAAAUGUUCAUAUCUGCUCAAGGAUUAAUUUUUUGACAUAAAAGAUUUGUCACAGAAUGCAGGGGUUUUGUAGGUUGCUGCUUUUGUUAACCAAAAAUGGGAGACUUUUAGACUUUUGUUCAUUCAAUAAAAUUCGUUUUCUA
Messenger RNA from Colius striatus (speckled mousebird), 2874 nucleotides. It is a transcript of the gene BIVM, whose product is annotated as basic, immunoglobulin-like variable motif containing. The transcript is spliced from 11 exons. Gene Ontology annotation, biological process: nucleotide-excision repair. NCBI's taxonomy places the organism in Eukaryota, Metazoa, Chordata, Aves, Coliiformes, Coliidae. The coding region runs from base 181 to 1770 and encodes 529 amino acids. The record is from RefSeq and is a predicted model, not a curated record. Gene Ontology annotation, molecular function: DNA endonuclease activity; single-stranded DNA binding. Gene Ontology annotation, cellular component: nucleus.